AUGGAUAUCGAUCGGGAGGGGAGAUCAGGUCGACCAUCGCUGCUGGAUCGGUUGGGACCUUCGGAACCGUCCGCUCCUGCUACAAUAGGGACAGACAAGGACCGUCUGAACAGACUGUUAGAUACACCCCUGGGUGUUGAUCCUGACGAGUACAAUCCUGGUCAAGAUGGAGAAGCUAUGGGUGUCGAUACCGAAGAGAAGCUGGAUUCGGCUUUGGACAAAGGGUUGAAGGACAGGCUAAGCAAGUCGAGAUUGUAUCUCCUGGAAGAGUCUGGGACUAUCAUACAUCACCCAGAUAUCGAGGAUCGUGAAGAGGAAGAACCGGACUUUUCCUACCUAGAAAAUCUCGAAAGCGAGUCCCCAGUCCGGGAUUGCGCAUUGCACCUUUCUGGAUUCCCCCUACAAAACCUGAGCACAUCGCAAGUUUUCAGUUACGUGACCAUGUUCGCACCUAAGCCCGUCGGUAUCGAAUGGAUCUCAGAUACCCGUCUGUGCAUCGUAUACAGCUCUCCGACGUCUACGAAGACGGCCUUGGAGCUGCUCGCCAAGACCGGAUUCGAUCCCUACCCUCCUCAGAUGGACGACCCGCUAGAGCUCAGAAGUGCUCAGCCACUACCGACCGAACUUCGUGAAAGCAUCAUCGCUGCCCUAGAUGAGAAAGAGCGAGCUCGACUGGAUAGGAACGGGGAUGAUGGAAGGUUGAAAAUGCAGGAUGGGCUGGUUAUCGCAAAGGGCUUGGAUGGCCGGGACGAGGCCGACCUACCCGAGGGGCUUCGACCGGGAGCGAGGUUGGAUAUUCGGUAUGCCACGGAGGCUGACGUCAAGGCCCGAACAAAGGCUAGCGAGAGCCAGUGGUACGCCAAACAUGGGCGAGGAGCUGGAAAAGAACGAGUACCGCUCUUAACAGACAAGCGCAAAUACGGUCGAUAUGCCGACGCCCCUGAUCCACAGGACGAAGAGCGGGAUCGACGUCGGGGAGAUGGAAAUGGUCAGGCUCGUCGGCGACGUUCAGCCAGUCCUGGUCGACGAGAUAACAGGCGGAGAGGCAGACCGACAGCCGAGGAUCUGGACAAGGAGUUAGAGACGUUUAGGUCGGGCGAACCUGCAGAGUCUCGCCGUGAUGAAGGCCGGGAUAACAGGGACAGUCAACAUGGGACGAGGAGAAAGGGAAGAGCGAGGCAGGAGGAUCUGGAUGCCGAACUGGACGCCUUCUUGAACUCGCGAAAUUGA
Messenger RNA from Filobasidium floriforme, 1230 nucleotides. RefSeq lists its product as uncharacterized. Gene Ontology annotation, cellular component: cytosol; nucleus. Lineage: Eukaryota; Fungi; Basidiomycota; Tremellomycetes; Filobasidiales; Filobasidiaceae. The record is from RefSeq and is a predicted model, not a curated record. The transcript is spliced from 5 exons. Bases 1 to 1230 code for a protein of 409 amino acids. Gene Ontology annotation, molecular function: RNA 7-methylguanosine cap binding; mRNA binding.